Plectropomus leopardus (leopard coralgrouper) is the source of this 855-nucleotide messenger RNA. RefSeq names its product chymotrypsin-like elastase family member 3B. Gene Ontology annotation, molecular function: serine-type endopeptidase activity. Gene Ontology annotation, biological process: proteolysis. Lineage: Eukaryota; Metazoa; Chordata; Actinopteri; Perciformes; Serranidae. The record is from RefSeq and is a predicted model, not a curated record.
GACGAAUAAGAGAUGGAACUGGUACUUGUGCUCCUCCUGGUUGUUACAACUGUGUUUGGGUGUGGCGUCCCCAGCUACCAGCCCAACACCAGCCGCGUGGUGAACGGGGAAGAAGCCCGUCCGUACAGUUGGCCAUGGCAAGUUUCUUUGGAGUCUUUCUUCCCAACCUGUGGAGGAACGCUUAUUGCCCCUAACUGGGUCUUGACUGCUGCACACUGCAUCACAUUCCACACCUACAGGGUUGUUCUUGCUGAGCAUGACAUGAACAAGGAGGAGGGACCUGAACAGUCUAUUAUGGUGUCAAAAAUGUUCAUCCAUCCCAAAUGGAACGACAACUGUGUGUCUUGUGGUAAUGACAUUGCUCUGCUGAAGUUGGAGAAAAGUGCUGUCAUCAAUGACAAGGUUCAGCCGGCUUGCCUGCCACAGCAAGAUGCCACUCUCACCCACAGCCAGCCCUGCUACGUCACAGGCUGGGGUCGUCUCUACUCUGGUGGUCCUCGGGCAACUACACUCCAGCAGGCUCUACUUCCUGUGGUGGAUCACUCUAUCUGUAGUCGAAGCGACUGGUGGGGCAGCUCAGCAAAGACAACAAUGGUCUGUGCCGGAGGAGAGAGCAAGUCAGCGUGCCACGGGGACUCUGGAGGCCCUCUGAACUGCGAGGGCAGAGAUGGUAAGUGGUACGUGCAAGGAGUGACCAGUUUUGUGGACGGACGGGGCUGUAACACCCCUCAGAAACCUACAAUGUUCACCCGUGUGGCCACUUUCAUCCCCUGGAUCAGUGAGACCAUGGCCCAAAACUGAACAAGUUUUUGUAACUGAAGAAGUGACCGGACAAUAAACUGUAUGAUGACAUAA